Molecule: messenger RNA, 550 nt
Organism: Paramecium primaurelia
Lineage: Eukaryota; Ciliophora; Oligohymenophorea; Peniculida; Parameciidae
Source: the annotation of a GenBank genome assembly
AAUGAAUGAAAAUAAAGAAAUGAUUCAACAUGACUAUUAAACACAACUCAAGGAUUUCUAUGAAUAAACAUAAGAGAUUGUUAGUUCAAUCUAAUAAGGAAUCAGAAUUAAGAAAGUAAAAAAUAUCAUCUAAUAUUCAAAGGAUAUACCAAUUCAAAUCAAUAAUUUAAUGGGAUAAUUGAAACCAAUAUUAGAAUCUAUAUCUUAGAAUGGUGAAAUUCAAAAAUAUAAUUGGCUACAUUUGAGAUCACUUAUUGUUAUAACAACUAGAGAUAUGUUAUUAAAUAUGCAGAAACUUUAUCCAUAUGAAAAGACUGCUUAAAAUGAAGGUUUUGAAGAUGAAUUAGAUAUCGUACUUCAAUUUCUUUGUGUUUUUGAAUAAAAGUAUAUUAUUUUCCCUCUAUUUAUAUCAGACCACCAUUUACUUUGCAAAGAAUAUGUGAAUUACUAAUUGAUCCCUAAAAACAUUAUAAAUCAUCAAAAAAAAUAUUAUUUGCCAUGGAAAAAUUAGUAAAUGUAAGUACAUGAUAUAAAAUUAUAAUAUUUUAUU